CACCACCCCCCGCCAGCCAUUGAACCCGCAACCAUGGCCCUGCCCCUUCGCUGUGCCCGCGCCCGCGCAGCGAUGCCGGCCCCGCUGCGCUCCCUCCGCGUCUCGCCGUUUUCCACCUCGACCGCCCGCCCGGCCGCGCGCCUCAACCACGACGUCCGCAUCACCAGGACCGGAAAGCCCAUUCUGACCGUGUCCGCCGGACGCUCCUCGCUCGGAGGCUACACGGCGACGGUAUUCGGAGCGACGGGCUUCCUGGGCCGCUACAUCGUCAACAGGCUGGCCCGCUCGGGAUGCACCGUCAUUGUGCCCUUCCGCGAGGAGAUGGCCAAGCGCCAUCUCAAGGUCACCGGUGACCUCGGCCGCGUGGUCUUCAUGGAAAUGGACCUGCGCAACACGGCGUCGAUCGAGGAGAGCGUGCGCCAUUCUGACAUUGUCUACAACCUCAUUGGCCGCGACUACCCCACCAAGAACUUCAGCCUCUCCGACGUCCAUGUCGAGGGCACCGAGCGCAUCGCCGAGGCCGUCGCAAAAUACGACAUCGACCGCUACGUCCACGUCUCCUCGCACAGCGCCACCCUCGACUCCACCUCGGAAUUCUACCGCACCAAGGCCCAGGGCGAGCAGGUCGCCCGCUCCAUCUACCCGGAGACCACCAUCGUGCGCCCCGCCCCCAUGUUCGGCUACGAGGACCGCCUGCUCCACCGCCUCGCCUCGCCCUCCAACGUCAUCACCUCCAACUGGCUGCAGGAGCGCUUCAGCCCCGUGCACGCCAUCGACGUGGGCAUGGCCCUGGAAACCAUGCUGCACGACGACACCACCGCCGCCGAAACCUACGAACUCUACGGCCCCACCGAGUACACCAUGGCCGAGCUCAACGACCUCGUCGAGCGCGAAGCCAUGAAGAAGCGCCGCCACAUCAACGUCCCCGCGCCGCUGCUCAAGCCCGUCGCCCGCCUCGCCAACCGCUUCCUCUGGUGGCCCAUCCACUCCGAGGACGAGGUCGAGCGCGAGUUCAUCGACCAGGUCAUCGACCCCACCGCCAAGACCUUCAAGGACCUCGACAUCCAGCCCGUCGAGCUCAGCGGCCUGACCUUCGAGUACCUCAAGGGCUACCGCAGCUCCUCGUACUACGACCUGCCGCCCAUGUCCGAGCGCGAGAAGCGCGAGGAGAAGAAGUAUCUGCACGUCAUCGAUGAUCAGUAGUCGGAAGGAGACGAGAAAAUGGAAGGAAUUGUUGUGUAAAUACCGAGGCUUGCCCUGUUUUUCUUUGCGAGGUAGAUGGGCGUGCUAGAGAAAUCCCAUCGUGUUUCCUUUGUGCAUGUUUGU
This is a messenger RNA of Boeremia exigua, 1326 nucleotides long. RefSeq names its product NADH-ubiquinone oxidoreductase-like protein 40 kDa subunit. The record is from RefSeq and is a predicted model, not a curated record. Gene Ontology annotation, molecular function: protein-containing complex binding. The transcript has 4 exons. Gene Ontology annotation, cellular component: mitochondrion. Bases 34 to 1203 code for a protein of 389 amino acids. NCBI's taxonomy places the organism in Eukaryota, Fungi, Ascomycota, Dothideomycetes, Pleosporales, Didymellaceae.